AGUACCACCGGGUUAUUGUGUGUGUUUGUGUGUGCUACGAAAAUAUAUCUAAAGGUGUCAUAAAAAGUCUUUGGAAGUGGUUAAAAAGAGAUAAGGUGAUAGCAUGAGAAAUCGUGUAUUCGUGGUGAAAUGGCCCCUGCGGAGUUUGAACAGGCGGCUUCUGAGCACGACAGUACCGACGCGGCAGGCCGAAGGCUAUGAUAAAGGAAUAACUCAACCGAAAUGUCCAGUACACGGUCGAGCCAGGUCCACUCACGCUGCGGUGGUGGAACCCGGGUUGGAAACCUUGGGCUCCGCCGUCAAACCGUGGGAAGAAGUGCCUGGGCCCAAACCACUGCCACUGGUUGGCAACACCUGGAGAUUCAUACCUUAUAUCGGUGGCUACUCCGUCGAGCACGUAGACAAGGUCUGUCUGUCUGUUCGUAAGCAGUACGGCAAGUGUGUGAAGAUGGCGGGUCUGCUGGGCCGACCUGACAUGCUGUUCGUGUUUGAUGCUGAUGAAGUGGAAAGGGUGUUCAGAGGAGAGGACGCCGCUCCACACAGGCCCUCAAUGCCGUCACUGAAUUAUUACAAACAUACUUUGAGGAAAGACUUUUUCGGAGCUGAAAAAGAUUGUGCUGGAGUGAUUGCAGUUCACGGCGACUCGUGGGCGGCGUUUCGUACGAAGGUGUCUCGAGUGGCGCUGAGCACGAGCGCCGCGGCGCAGUACACCGGACAAGUCGCCGAAGUUGCCGAUGAGUUCAUUAAAAGAAUUCGAAAAGUUCGAAACAGCAACUCCGAAACACCGGACGAUUUUCUCAACGAGGUCCACAAAUGGUCUUUAGAAUCCCUAGCACUCAUAGCGUUGGACACGCGGCUGGGCUGUUUCGAGUCCGCCGAGGGUUCGGAGACGCAGCGGCUGAUCGACGCUGUCAACACGUUCUUUACGUGCGUGGGUGAGCUGGAGCUGCGCGCGCCGUGGUGGCGGAUAUACCCCACCGCUAUGUUCCGACGAUAUGUAGCGGCGUUGGAUACAAUACUGAGCGUCACCCUGAGACACGUGGAGCGUGCCUUGGAGGAGAUGAAGACGACGAGCAACAGAUCGCUGCUGCAGCGGCUGUUGGAAGCGGCCGGACCGCGCACCGCCGCUGUGGCCUCCCUAGACAUGUUCCUAGUGGGGAUCGAUACGACAUCAAACGCUGUGGCGUCUACCCUCUAUCAACUGUCCCGAAGACCGGACGUACAGGAGCGGCUAUACGACGAGAUAUCGGGGGUGCUGCAGGGGCGCGAGCUGAGACCAGGAGACAUCAAUCAGAUGCCGUACCUGAAGGCUUGUGUGAAGGAGGUUCUAAGGAUGUACCCAGUGGUUAUUGGCAACGGUAGAGAGCUGACCAAAGACACAGUUAUUUGCGGAUAUAAUAUCCCUAAGGGAACGCAGGUGAUAUUCCAACACUACGUGAUGGGCAACAGCGAGGAGUACUUUACGGAGGCCCAGCGUUUCGCCCCCGAGCGCUGGCUGCGGGGCGGUGAAGCCGACUCUGGCACGAGGCACGCGUUCGCGUCGUUGCCCUUCGGUUUCGGCAGGCGCAUGUGCCUCGGCCGACGGUUCGCUGAGCUGGAGAUUCAUAUUAUUAUAUGCAAGAUGGUCCAAUCAUUCAAGAUGGAGUACCACCACCAGCCGCUGGACUACCACGUCCAUCCGAUGUACACGCCGGACGGACCCAUACGCAUCAAACUCAUGGACCGAUAGACCUGUUGUGAUAAUGAUUGUGAUUGUAAAACUGUUUUGUAUAUUUAGUUUUGGUUGUACAAAGGAUUGUGUA
Aricia agestis (brown argus) is the source of this 1802-nucleotide messenger RNA. RefSeq names its product probable cytochrome P450 49a1 (gene CYP49A1). Bases 104 to 1729 code for a protein of 541 amino acids. Gene Ontology annotation, molecular function: monooxygenase activity; iron ion binding; heme binding. The transcript is spliced from 14 exons. The record is from RefSeq and is a predicted model, not a curated record. NCBI's taxonomy places the organism in Eukaryota, Metazoa, Arthropoda, Insecta, Lepidoptera, Lycaenidae.